AUGGCGGACCCAGCGGCGGUGGUGGGCAUCUUCAAACUAGUCGGGCUGCCGCGCAGCACGGCCGACCUGGGCCGCGUUCUGGCGGACCCGUGCGCGGUCGAUGCUAGCAUGCCGCAGGGCGAUGGCUGGUCCGUGGUGGGCAUGACGGCGCUCCUCGUGGCGCCGCUCACGAAGCUGCAGGAGGAAUUUCUAGGCACGCAGCAGGCGGCGUAUAUGGACGAUCGCUCCUGGAAGAGCGCCACGGCGGAGAUGGCCGAGGUGGCGAGCUCCUGGCGAAGGUGGUCGGCAGCGCUGGGCCUCAAGGAGAACAGGAGCAAGGAGCAGCUUGGCCACCGCACGGAGGCGGGGCGGCGCCAGCUAAAGGCCCAGGCGGAGGUCGCAGAAUCCACGGUGCUGGCGCAGCCGCUGAUGCUGGGAUGCCACCUCCAGCCGGCUCG
This is a messenger RNA of Prorocentrum cordatum, 437 nucleotides long. NCBI's taxonomy places the organism in Eukaryota, Dinophyceae, Prorocentrales, Prorocentraceae. The record is from the annotation of a GenBank genome assembly.